CGGCCGUUGCGCGGGAGAAGCGAGAGCAAGCGAGUGAGUGAGCGAGCCAGUGAGAUCGGUGAAGAAGCAAGAGAGAGAGAGAGAGAGAGAAAAACAUAUAUACAUAUGAGUGCGCGCCUCUCGCAACUCUCGCGAGUCUCGCGAAACGUCGACGAUUACGCCAGCCGCGUUGAGCCGUGUGCAGUGUGUGGCGUGUCUUCUUCCCCGGUGAGCGGUUGACGGAGAUUCCUUCGGUGGUGUGAGAACGUCGAUCGGGAAAACGAGCACGAGAAACGUGCCCGGUGUUCGGAUUCGUCAUCUCCAACGAGCGCUCCCGCCAACGACAAGCGACGGCGAACGAGUUAACCGAGUUCGUCGUCGUCCAGCGCGCGACAGCGGCGGCGACGACGACGACGACGACGACAACGACAACGACGACGACGACGGCGACGGAGACGACGACGGUGGCCGAACGAAAUCUCGCUGCUUGAAGGAGAGAAGAUCAUCAUAAUUGUCGGCAUAAUUGAGAUUUGAACACAUUUACCUGUGUUCUCUCUUUUCCGAGAGAGAGAAUCACCAUGGAUCAAGACGAAGUGAUAAGGAAUUUGCGGUCAUGCCUGAUAUCGUGCAAGGGUGGUAUCAAGUUAGAGAAUUUAAGGGCGGAUUAUCGUAUGGUGGCAGGAGAACAGUUACCUUUUAAACAAUUCGGAUAUUACUCUGUCGAAGAUUUUAUACGCGAUAUACCGGACGUUACAGUGACUAGAAAAAAUGGAGAACUUUUCGUGGAAGCUGUACCCUCCAAAACAUCGGCGCAUCUUACGAAAUUGGUCUCGCGGCAGAAGAAUGUACGACGAAGAAUCCGACCUCAACCUAAAAAGUGGACUCCGCCCCGACACGCGAGAGGUUUCUCGUCUGGUUUUAAAAGUAAUAAUUUCAGCGGUGGCCCUCAGCCUACCAGAAAUAAUUACUUUAGUUCUUCCAAUUCCUUUACUAGAUCCACGCCCGGCAAGAGUAACUUGUAUACAGAUUUUACCAGACCUGUACCUCUUAUGGAAACUAUAGUACAGUGCCCGGUAGUCCCGAUACCGCUCAAUAACUUUAAACAACCGAUUUUCGUGCCGACUACACCACCAGGUACCCCCAUUAAAAGACUGAAUGAAGUGACAAAUUCCAGUAUAUCGAUUGUUAACCAAAGUGCUACUAAUUGUAAGAAUAGCAAAGAUUUAAGGCUCAACAAAGUAUUAAAUGACAAUACAGCUUUGCCUGUGAUAAAUCAAAAACCAAAGACUGUGGAACUGAAACCUUCAAAACUAAGCGACAGGCUCAAAAUUACUUUUCCUACUGAAACGCCUUUACCACCGACUAAUAACUAUGACAACGGUAGUACACCUACGCCUGUACCAACUAUUUUUGAUAUUCCGAAGGUUGCACCGUCAUUCGAGAUUCCCGAUCCUCGGAAAGAGUUAGAGAUUCGUGCCAACGUAUUAAACUUCCCAUCGCCGAUUUAUAAAAUGUAUUCAAAGAAGGAGAAAAAUUCAGCUAAGAUCACCAUCUACGCCAGCGUGAAAGUCGGCACGCAUACGUUUCACACGUUCCCAGAGGACGCGGCGUCCGAAGAGGAAGCCGAGAAAAUCGCGGCACGCUUGGCUCUGGUGAAUCUCGCCAAGGAAUCGUCGAGCGCCGAGGUAACGUCGUCGACCGUCGACGUGGAAUUGAUAAAGAAACGUAUUUUGAACGUCAUAACCCGGCAUCACAGUGGGGUUUUCAUGCAUCUGCUACCCGAAUGUUACAAUGAGCAAUACGGGGAGACCCUGCCGCACAAUUGGCAAGCGAUCAUCGAGAAAUGUGCGGAUAUAAAUCAAGAGAAAGGCGUCGGGGAUUCCACGAUACUUUGCCUAAUCCCUCCGAUGAAGCGAUCGGAAAGUAACGCCACGCCGGCCAAAAAUAUUUCCGAGAAUACUCUCUUAUCUAACAAGAAGAUACAAUUGAACCCGAUUGGGCCGGCAACGCCCAAUACGUUACCGGUACCUGAGGCAACCAUUUGGCAGGUGUAUACCACUCACGUUGUCAGCACCGUCGAAAUUUGGGUUCGGCUCGGCGAUGAAAAUAAUGAUUUCGUUGACAUGACAAGUGAAAUGACCAGCCAUUACGAUCAAAUGACCAAGCCCGUCUCGCCGACGACAUGCGUGCAAUUCGGUGAUUUCUAUGCCGUUCUCGAGGAGAACUAUUGGCACAGAGUUCAGUGCAUAGAUUUUAAUAACGAGACCGGAAUCGCCACGGUUUUCUUCGUCGACGAGGGAUACGAGGAGCAAUAUAAAGCUGACGUUCUGUAUCCUCUGGAUAAGAGAUUCUGCAUUCUUCCCUGUCAGGCCAUCAGAGUAGGACUUCAAGGAUUGAAGGACUUCCACGACUGCGCUCAGAUAGUGGCUGAGAUUGAAAAUUAUCUUCUGGUUGAUCAGUUGUUUUACGUGAAGGUGCACGGUAUGGAUAACGACGAGUACGGCUCGUACGUGACGGUGACUUUUUACGACACCAGCAAAGGCGACGAAGAUGUCGACGUGAAUCAGACCCUGGUCGACAAGAUCUUGGAGAACAUGGCUGUCGCACUUAAAACGCAUGAGGGGCAAUUACUCGAAUUGCACGUCACGCACAUAGACGAGUCCGGUAAGGUUUACACGCAGCUGAACUCGCUCGCCAGGACUGUAUUGAACAAUGAGAACAUGCUGCAAAUGUCGGCGAACAAUUCGACGGUGAAGGCGAUCAACUUCACGAAAACGUACUUUGCGAAGUGGAAUUCGAAGUGGUACAGAGCGAGAGUGACCGACAUCCCCGCCGAGCAUGAAGUAAUGGUAUUUCUGAUCGACGUCGGUAAAACCGUCCUGAUACCGAGAGAAGAUCUAUUUCACAUGGACAGAGUCUCGAAGGCUUUGCAGUGCAUCCCUCCGCAGGCGAUGCAGAUCUUCCUACAUAACAUUGAGCAGUCGAGGUACAACAAGAGGCUCGUGGCAAGAUUCCGUGAAUUGGUCUCAGAUACGGAUCUGCUUUUAGCGAGGGUCAUCAGGAUCAGCGCGUCCGGAAUUCCAGUGAUGGAGAUUUUCAAAAGAGUUUGGCCGAGCAACAUGUUGGCUUCGAUAAAUACGUCGUUGAUUUAUGACGUCGAGCUGUCGAAAGUCAACGAAGAUAGCAACAAUAAUAACAAGUCUAAGAAACGGUUGGAACGCAAGAACCCUCGCGCUACCGAGUCCGUCAGUAAAUUGAAUCCACCCGAUAUUUCGGACAUCGGCGAGUAUUUUGACGUCCACGUCACACUGGUCGCGCAUCCAGGACAUUUCAUCGUUCAACCGUUGAACAAUGCGAGCGAAUUAAAAGAGAUGAUGCUCGACUUGCGACAGUGCUACGAUGCGAACCACGAUGUACUUUUGGAGUCUGUCAAUGAAGGCAAACUCUACGCGGGAAAGAUCGAGAACGAUUGGUACAGAGUAUACGUUACUAACAUUAUCAGCGACAGCGAUAUAUCCGUGUAUCUCUGCGACUACGGCGACGUGACGAUAAUAUCUCGCUACAACUUGCAGCCGUUGAAGAGCAAAUUCUUGAAAUUACCGUAUCAGGCGAUAAAGGCUAAGCUCGUCGGAAUCGAGCCAAUGAAUGUCGACUGGUCGGUGGGCGAUUGUAUCCAAUUUAAGGAUUUAGUGCUCGACAAGGACUUCGUCUCUGUAAUCGAGGAGACAGUGAUCGACAAACUCUCGCCGGUCAACGUUACCAUGUUGGGUUUACGAUUGAUUGACGUCAGUACCGAGAGAGACAUUUAUAUUGAUAAGCUAUUAGUAGACGAGAAGCGUGCCAAAUACAUUGAAGGAUUCAAGAGUCUUUCUUCUUAGCUUGUUACAUUAAUCGACAGAUAUAAAUAUCUAUUUUCUUUAUGAUUUGUGUUACCGUUAUCCUUCCACUGACGCCAUUGAUACUAGACCGCUUGUCCACGAACAACCUGUCGUGGAAGGAUAACGCAAGAUGAUCCUAAGGUUUUACUUUUUCUUUCCUUUUGUAACGGCCUCUCGCAUUUGACGCGUUGACGCGUAUAUGGGCGUCAUAAAAGAAUAACGAACGAUUAUUUUAAGUUUUUAUGUCAGUGAAAUUCGCCUACAGUUAGUUUUGUUAUAUAUGGAAAAUUUUAUUUUUUCUUAAAUACCGAAAGAGAUACGAGCAAGAUUACAUGCGCACAGCAGAAUUUAUCGAAGGAGCUUUUUCGUAUAAAGGCUUGUUUACAGUUAUACGCACAUAUUACGAUAGUCUUUCUUAACGUUAUGAAUUUCAAGUUUUUGUUGUCGUACAUAGGCAGAGAUGUAAUUACUGUUGAACUUGUAACGAAGUGCAGUUUAUUUACAGAGAAGUUUUAUUAUAAUUUUGUUGUAUUUUUUGAAGACAUUAAUUUUAUGUCGAGAGUAUUCUUUAACAACACUAUGUUGUAUUCCUUUUAAUUUUUUUUUGUCGUUUAACUUCGCAGGGUUUAUUAAACGAAACAGUAUGAUUGUCUGACGACAAAAGAUUGGCUGUGUAUAAUAUAUUAACUAAGUGACAGCAUUCCAUAUGUCUGCAAAUAAAAAAAUACAUAUAUAAUUUCUAUAUGUUAUGUAUAUUGAGAUAUAUAUAUGUUAGUACAUAUAUACGCGCAUGUGCGCACAUACAUACAACAUACACACAUACGUAUGUUGAACAUUACUUGAUUAGUCGCUUCGAAUACGUGAUCUGACCUGGAUUGGAAUAAUUUACUUUUUUGCCAUAUUGUAAGCCGUGUCAUUAGAAAUUCUCACGAAUUCUUUAUUUGUAACAAAUAUUUUUAUUUUUCUAUUGAUCUGCAACUAAAGUUAUGGAGUAAUUAAAUAAAGUUUAUGUAUAAUAAU
Messenger RNA from Wasmannia auropunctata (little fire ant), 4877 nucleotides. RefSeq names its product tudor domain-containing protein 7 (gene tapas). NCBI's taxonomy places the organism in Eukaryota, Metazoa, Arthropoda, Insecta, Hymenoptera, Formicidae. The transcript is spliced from 17 exons. The record is from RefSeq and is a predicted model, not a curated record. Gene Ontology annotation, biological process: spermatogenesis. Bases 558 to 3857 code for a protein of 1099 amino acids.